GAAUGAUUAGCAUUUUCCAAACGCAGGGUGUUCUCAACCCAGCCUUUAGGAUUGCUAAAAAACACAAUAUUUUUAUUCAUUUCUUCUUUGUACACAUUUUUGUGUACCAACACAACUGAAGCUUGAUGCUCAGGCCAAACCUCAAGAUGGUCAUCUUUGGACCCGGCGCUGCUUACGCUGCUUGCACCGCUGGCUGAGCCUGACCUGGAGUCGAAAAUGAACUGGGGAGCCUUUUAUGCCGUGAUCAGUGGCGUAAACAGGCACUCUACCGGGAUUGGACGCGUUUGGCUCUCCGUCAUCUUCAUCUUCCGUAUCCUGGUCCUGGUGGUGGCUGCGGAGAGCGUUUGGGGGGAUGAGAAGUCCGGCUUCACAUGCAACACCCAGCAGCCCGGCUGCAACAGCGUCUGCUACGACCAGUUCUUCCCCAUCUCGCACAUCCGCCUGUGGGCGCUCCAGCUCAUCCUGGUCUCCACCCCCGCCCUGCUGGUGGCCAUGCAUGUGGCCCACCGACGCCACAUCGACAAGAAGAUCCUGAGGAAGUCGGGCCGCAGCAGCCCCAAGGAGCUGGAACGUAUCAAGACCCAGAAGUUUCAGAUCAGUGGAGCUCUGUGGUGGACAUACAUGCUCAGCAUCAUCUUCAGAAUCCUGUUCGAGCUGGCUUUUCUCUACAUUUUCUACUUGAUCUAUCCUGGCUUUAGGAUGGUGCGUUUGGUGAAGUGUGACUCGUACCCAUGCCCCAACACGGUGGACUGUUUUGUCUCCAGACCGACAGAAAAGACCAUCUUCACUGUGUUCAUGCUGGCAGUGUCUGGGCUGUGUGUGCUGCUCAACCUGGCCGAGGUUCUGUACCUCAUCGGCAGGGCCUGUCAGCGGUGCAUACGAAGCCCCGAGGAGGGGGCAAAAGGAGCUUGGAUAAGUCAAAGAUUCUCUACUUAUAAGCAAAAUGAAAUCAAUCAGCUGAUCGCAGACCAUUCUCUCAAAUCUAAGUUAUCUGUGACCAAAAAGAGCCCAACUGAGAAAGAUGAGAGGUGUUCUGCUUUCUGAGACUCUGCCUCUCCUCAUACUUUUAAACUAAUCUACAGUAACCACAUUCAUGGAGCAUGUUGCUCUGCAUUACUGGCACAGCAUCUGUAUAUUUUGGUCAGUGUACAUACAGUAUACAUGAUUUAUUCCAUCGUUCAUUUAUUCAUCUGUUUUUUCUUUCUUACUGACAAGUAUAGUUGCUGUUGAAACGUGUCUAAACUAUUUGGAGCCAGUGGUGAAAGUAAAAGAGGUGUGUUUUGUUUCGGGUGUAGUGUAUUGUCAACAAUUUGCCAUAGCUUAUUUUGGUGUUUUUUGUUGGUAUGCAGUAUGAGAAGCAACCUGCCAAAGUGCAAAGUAUCUUCAGCCAAUGAAAAACAUGUCUGAGCAUCAAAACGUAUUCAGUUUACGACAAAGUUGCUUGGUAAUUCUAUUUCAAAUAUGGAUUUGUUUGAAAAGCAUGCAGGUUUGGUAAGUUGGCAGACUGUUUAAAAACCACCAAUUCCUGCCAUACAGUUAUAGAUAUAUGAUGUAUUCAAAUCAUCAAACAUUGAUUUAGAAAUAUAUUACAGGCAAAGUGUCCCUUUUGAAAGGUUUCUGUUGGGAAAAAGCUAGAGUAAUGGAUCUCAGUUUCUCACCGGCACCUGAAUGCAGACCCAAAACA
Notothenia coriiceps (black rockcod) is the source of this 1684-nucleotide messenger RNA. RefSeq names its product gap junction beta-1 protein-like. Gene Ontology annotation, cellular component: connexin complex. The transcript has 3 exons. The record is from RefSeq and is a predicted model, not a curated record. Gene Ontology annotation, biological process: cell-cell signaling. Gene Ontology annotation, molecular function: gap junction channel activity. NCBI's taxonomy places the organism in Eukaryota, Metazoa, Chordata, Actinopteri, Perciformes, Nototheniidae. The coding region runs from base 217 to 1044 and encodes 275 amino acids.